Acipenser ruthenus (sterlet) is the source of this 1112-nucleotide messenger RNA. Its product is annotated as IQ and ubiquitin-like domain-containing protein. Gene Ontology annotation, cellular component: acrosomal vesicle; motile cilium. Gene Ontology annotation, biological process: cilium assembly. The record is from RefSeq and is a predicted model, not a curated record. NCBI's taxonomy places the organism in Eukaryota, Metazoa, Chordata, Actinopteri, Acipenseriformes, Acipenseridae.
AUGCCUGAUAAGAGUCAACACCAGCAGGUGACCUACACGACAUCUACACAGAUGACAAAGACAGGGUGUUACGUGUCAAAUACUACUAAACUGAUAUCACCAGGAAAGUAUUUCACAGCCGACGAAUACCACUACAGGAGGCUAAAAGCAGUGAUAGUCAUACAGACUUAUGCCAGGCGCUGGCAUGCCAUGAGACUGGUAAAGCAGCUGUCGCAUGACAGAAUGGUUAGGUUGGAUUGGGAGAAGAAGGAGGAACUAAGAAAGAAGAAGGAGAAGGAAGACAGGCUGAAAAGGGAAUAUGAGAGGAGGAUGCACCCCAAAACAAAGGAAGACUUUGACCUACUGUACCAUGCUUUGGAAAGUAAGAAUGGAGAAGAAAGGAAAGCAGCACUGUGUGCACUGCUGGAGCAAGGGACACAGCUCAUUGCUUCUAUUGGGAGGCAUAAGCUGGAUGCUAAUGAAGAGAAUAUCAAAAACUCAGUACAAACCUUUUUGGAAAAGGUUCCACAGGAUACAUCACAGUUACAAAAAAAUAUCUACUGCCCUGGAUGUAGAAGAUGUAGAAGUUACCUGUGCUCGACUGAAUUCUCCAUGACAGCAAAUUCAUGCACAAUUGGCAGGUGUCAUCAGUGUAACAAGCUGGAUAAUGUAGCCCAUCAACGAGAAGAUUUAAAUAAAUACAAGAACAUGCUCACACAGCUUAGGCAGGCAGAGGCAGAGUAUGACAAAAAAGCAAAGAUUGCUUUUUUACUGCAGGAACGAGAUCUGCAGUAUCUGCUUGGGAUUAUCUGUGCUACUCAGUCAGCUCUGAGUGCCUGGGAUGACCUUUAUGACCUUGUCGUGGUACAGUGGAACAAAUACUUUGAAUGGUCUCCAUGGAACUGUAUUCUGUUAACAAAAGAAGAGGCAGCUGCACAUUUAAAACUGGACAAUGUUGAGCAGGCAUAUGGAGUUGUGUUCAUUCGUAAAAUGAAGCACAAGCACACUUUGGCAAAGAAAUAUUUCUCACAGAUUCCAGCCAUGGCUCAGUUCUUGCACUCUCGUGAUUCUCAGCCUGCAGCUCCUGGCAAUGACCUUUUAGUAACAAAACCUGCUGUGACCCAGGCCUAAUU